Molecule: messenger RNA, 1998 nt
Organism: Peniophora sp. CBMAI 1063
Lineage: Eukaryota; Fungi; Basidiomycota; Agaricomycetes; Russulales; Peniophoraceae
Source: the annotation of a GenBank genome assembly
AUGUCUUGUCCUGUACACAAGUACAUCAAGAUUACACUGGGCCCUGGUUUUGUCAUACAGGAUGUUACCACGCACAACGAGACACGCAAUCUCGUCAUCGACAACCUUCCUAGCGGGACAAAAAAGGACGCCCUCGUUCGCCUCCUCGAGAGUUUUGGGGGGACUGUCGUAGCUGUGCAGAUGAGCUCUGGCGGCGCUUACGAGGGUGGAAAGCCAUUCUUUGCGCGUGUUCAGAUGAAAUCGCAUCGCGAGGCAAUUGCCGUAGCCAACGGGCUGAAUGGCAUGAAGGCAUUGCGGUGCAAUGGAGAACUAUUCGUGCGCCCCGAACUACCUCGAGCGGCGAUUCGGUCCCAAGUUUCGGACUCGAGCAUUCGCGUCUCUUGGACGCUACCUACAACUAGUCUCUAUCUCGGUUUCGACACUCUCGAAGGCGCCCAGAUGGCCGUCCGAACUGCCGAUGGAUAUGACUGGAAUGGGUACUGGGUUACCGCGUCAAUCUACAGUGGGAUUCCGGUUGUCAAAGAGUACGACGUACGGCUCAGCGGUCUUCCGCCGAACGUGGACCACGAGCUCGUGUGCAAACGCUUUGGCGUUCAUCGUACAGAUAUCAUGCGCGACAAACCCUCUCGAUUCCUCCGCGGAUUUGGCAUCCCGCAGGCAAAAAAUCGCCUUGAAGGCUUUGGUCGCAUCGUCGGAUUUGACGUCUCACCAGCUCCAUAUAAAGAUGGUGUCGUUCGCGCAUGGUGUCACUUUGAGACGCCUGAUAUAGCCCUCGCCGCCCGCGAGCUGGACGGCAUCGAACAGCGGUGCUUGAAUGACGAAAAGAUUGCAAUUUCUCGCGUUUAUUCCUUGGAGUACCCAAUCCGCCGCACCGUCCAUCGCCACAUUGGCGACGCAAUAUCCAACCUUCGCGAGGUGGUACACAGAUUUCUCCCAGGCUGCCUCCUCCGUAUCCCCGAUCACAACAAACGGCAGGACACGAUCACCUUCGAAAUCAAUGCGGAGGAUAGCAAGAGCUUGCUGGAUAUCAGAGCUCGGCUCGCCGACAUUGUUCAAGGCGAACUCGUCAUGGACGGCAAUGGACCACUCUGGGACCGGAUACUCUCGACGCCCUUUGGCGCGGACCGGAUGAACUCGAUUCGAAGCUCCAAUCGCGAAGUUCUAAUUGUGGUUCGUAAGCUUCAGUCCUUCAUACGUGUCAUUGGUCCACCCGAGAAGCGUGCCAGCGCCAUCGCAGCUAUACGUCAGCUCGUGGCUACCUUCCAAAGGCAGCCUGUCCAUACUGUCACCCUUCCCGCCUCACGGCCCGGCCUCUUCAUGCAUCCCUCCCUGAUACGCUUACGGGAAAAGCACGGAACCGACAAGCUCUGGCUCGAUAUCCGAAAUCGGCGACUAUGCAUUCGAGGUGAUGAAGCGAUGUACGCUGAAGUACAAACGGCCGUGUACACCGCCAACAAAGAGGUUCACUCACACGACCAUUCGCGCACGCUCUGCCCAGUGUGCUUCGAUGAACCCACACCUUCUGUCGUGCUGUCGUGCGGAGACGUGUAUUGCAAGGAGUGUCUGGCAGGUUAUCUUGCUGCAGGUGCUGAGACGCGUCACUUCCCGCUACGCUGCUUUGGUGACGACGGAAAGUGCCAGAAGCCUAUUCCGCUCCACGUCGCACAGGACGUGUUACAGGAUGAGCAAUGGGAUCUGCUCGUAGCCGCCGCUUUCAACACCCAUGUCGUGGCAAAACCGGAUGAGUUCAGGUUCUGCCCUACUCCGGACUGCCAGCAGGUUUAUCGGCCUGGUGCCAAGGACACUGUCUACAGCUGUCCGGAGUGCUUGCUGAGCAUCUGCCCGUACUGCGAGGUCGAAUAUCACGAAGGAAGUACGUGUGAUGACCAGUCUUACAGGAUCAACGGCGCCUUUGACGAAGCGAGUGUCGGGCUGCAACCAUAUGACCUGCUCGCGCUGUCAGACGCAUACGUGCUGGGAGUGUAUGGAGACUUUUGA